GUCACUAUAGCAACCCAAAAUCCCAAAUGCAACUUGAGUUUAGUUGAAUGAAAAAAGGUUGUAAACAAAUGAUAUUUAACCUUUUACAAAAUAGAUUAUUGUCGUUUUUAAAACAUUUGUGAUCAACUUAAAUCAACAAUGUCGAACAACGGAAAUGACAAAGAAGAUAUCCUUAAAUCAUUCAUCACUGAAGUGAAAAAAAUUGAAGAACAAGACUCUUUUUACACAUCUGAACUUCAAAUUCAACGUUUGUUAAGACCGGGAUCAUCAUAUGCUAACUUAAACCCUUUUAGUGUUUUAUUGCUCGAUUAUGAAGCUCCGUUGGAACAAAUCAAGAAACAGUACAAGAAGUUAUCGAUUCUGCUUCAUCCAGAUAAAAAUCUAGAUAAUCGAGAGAAGGCCCAAAUCGCUUUUGAUAUUUUGAACAAAGCCUACAGAUGUUUAGAGGAUGAAGCAUCACGAGCUCGUGCAUUAGAGGUUGUCGAAGAAGCCAAGUUCAAAGUGAAUCAGAAUAUUGAAGAAAAGAGGAAAAAGUUGAAACGCCAAGGUAAAGGAGAGACCCGGAUCGAUGAAGAUGAUCCUGAAAAAUUCAAACAUGCCAUUCAUGUGAUGACAAUGAAGCUGUUUGCAGAUUACGAAAGGAAAAGACGACAAAUGGAGGAUAGAAAUACAGAAGACCGUAAAAGGAAGAGAGAAGAAGAAAUCGAAGAAGAGGAAAGGAAGAAAGCUGAGGUUGAAUGGAACAAAAAUUACGAAGAAAGUCGUGAAAUUCGUGUAUCAAGUUGGAAAAAUUUUCAGACAACUGGGAAAGUCAAGAGGAAGACUUUCAGACCUCCUAAACACAAGCCUGAAACCAAAUGAGUUGCCAAAAUAUCAAUCAAUACAGACCUACUGGCAGAUUUACUGAAUAAACCGUUUAAAUCCUCUAAAAGCUAUUCUCGAUCUUAAUUGAUAACCAAUUUCGCUCGAUGGUCAACUUAAAUUCAUUCAUUCAUUUACUCAUUUACUGGAAAAGAGUCCAGAAACUAUCAUUAUCAAGUUUCAUUCUGAAAGGAAUCAUUGUAUUGUCAUCAAUUUGUAGAUUUAAGUCACAACACGAACAAAUACUAAUUUUGUGUAAUAUACGUCUAAAUAAAUUUUUGGUCAUUCAA
Molecule: messenger RNA, 1151 nt
Organism: Tetranychus urticae (two-spotted spider mite)
Lineage: Eukaryota; Metazoa; Arthropoda; Arachnida; Trombidiformes; Tetranychidae
Product: dnaJ homolog subfamily C member 8
Cellular component (GO): nucleus
Source: RefSeq, a predicted model, not a curated record